Molecule: messenger RNA, 842 nt
Organism: Eupeodes corollae
Lineage: Eukaryota; Metazoa; Arthropoda; Insecta; Diptera; Syrphidae
Exons: 1
Coding region: 1-798 (265 amino acids)
Molecular function (GO): CoA-ligase activity
Source: RefSeq, a predicted model, not a curated record
AUGAGAAGUGUAUAUGAAGCAGCAGAAAAAUCUAAGGUGAAAAACCCGUCGACUCUUUCCUCACUAAAGAUCGUUUAUACUGGUGGUGAAAACCUUGGAGAAGCAUUGGAAAAAUAUUUUACAAAAAUAACGCCCCAUUGUAAGGUCGUAAAGUGUUAUGGAAUGACGGAAGUGGCUGGCGGGAUAGCCUCUACUGAAAAAAUUAGCACCCAAAAAUACGUAAACGGUGGUGUUUUAAAAAGUGGUUUCAUGGUAAAACUCAUUGAUGAUGAUGGAAACUCUCUUGGAUCGAACCAAAUUGGAAUAGUUUGUGUCAAACCAGCUACCCCGUUCUUAGGGUAUCUGAAAAAUGAUCUGGCCAACAAGGAAUCUUUCAUUGAAGGAGGUUGGUUCAACACAGGAGACAUAGGAGUUGUGGAUUCGGAUAAUUUGUUGAACAUUUUCACCAGAGAAAAACACAUUUUACGUUAUGCCGAUGGAAAGAUAAUUUUUCCAGAUACAAUUGAAGACAUCGUAAAUAGUUUUGAUGGUGUUCAUUCAUCAGCUCUGAUAGGAAACUUUAGUAAGGAAAAUCCCAAACAAUAUUGUGGAACAAUUUUUGUAGUUCCCCAAGAUUUUAUUGUAAAUCUAGCUGAUUUCGAAAAUGAUUUUAGAGCUUAUUUGAGAAAGGAACUAACCAAGGAGCAACUUAAAAUUAUAAAGUACUUCAAAGUGAUAGAUGAUUUACCAAAGACAACUUGCUAUAAAAUUGAUAGGAUGGCCUUGAAGAAGAUUGUCCAUGGUGGCUAUAAAAUAUAAUUAAAUCUUAUUUACUUGAAGAUUUCUAAAUAAAUGUUAAGAUA